Messenger RNA from Acipenser ruthenus (sterlet), 3517 nucleotides. RefSeq names its product guanylate-binding protein 5-like. The record is from RefSeq and is a predicted model, not a curated record. Gene Ontology annotation, molecular function: GTP binding; GTPase activity; lipid binding. NCBI's taxonomy places the organism in Eukaryota, Metazoa, Chordata, Actinopteri, Acipenseriformes, Acipenseridae. Gene Ontology annotation, cellular component: extracellular region. Gene Ontology annotation, biological process: lipoprotein metabolic process; lipid transport. The transcript has 8 exons. The coding region runs from base 106 to 2181 and encodes 691 amino acids.
UUUAACUUCCUUGUUCUUGUUGCAGGAGGAACAGUGGGUGGUGGCGACUCAGGAGCUGCACAACUUAAUACUGAAUCUCCCUACAACAGCAGAAAACAGAAAGAAAUGGAUGUCCCAAAGCAGCUUGUCAAAUUCACAAGCGACGGACUUGCCAUCGAUGAAGAAGUUGCAAAGUACCUAUCAACUUUGACAGGUGUGACUGAGGUAAUAUCAGUUUUUGGUAAGCACAGGACUGGAAAGUCGUACCUCUUAUCUCGCUUCUUUGGGGAUAGGAAUGGAUUUAAAGUUGAACACGGCUAUAAAGCAUGUACCAAAGGGAUCUGGGUGUGGGCAAGACCCCAUCCUUCCCGUCCAGACACCAAUCUCCUGCUGCUGGACACUGAGGGGACAGAUGACGUUGAAGGUGGAGUCCUUCAAGAUAAACAGAUAUUUGUACUGACUUCACUUCUCUCCAGCAGUCUGAUCUACAAUACAAUGAAAUCCUUAAGCAGAAGUGACACCAGAGAUAUCAUUGAACUUCUGCAGGCAGUGAGAGAAAUAACAGUAGACAGGAACCAAGAAGGCAGUGGUGGUUCUCUCCGAGAUUAUCUUCCAAACCAUUUCUGUUUCGUGAUUCGAGAUUGCCAGUUUGAAGAUUGUGAAAAAGAGGAAUUUCUGAAACAUGUGCUGAUUUCCAUGGACGGAUGUUUGAAAGAAAAUAUUAAGGCAGCUUUUACUAAUAUGGAAGUCCAACUUUUACCAACACCAAGGAGAGCCCUGCCAGAAUUGAAGCCUGAAGACUUAGAUAAAAAGUUCCGGAAUGCUCUGUCUGAGUUAAUCACCUGUGUUUGUGAUAAACUCUCCACUCCAAAGACAGUUGGCAUGGAAAAGACACACUGCACGCCUGGAGGGAUUGUAGACUUGGCACGGUCCUACGUCCGAAUGCUGAACAAUAAUGAAAGUGUGUGUCUAAGAGAGGCUGCCAAAGAUAUGACUGAAACCCAACUAAACCAUGCAUUCAGAGAAGCCUGGGAUCAGUUUCAGAGUUGCGUGCAGACAGCCACCAUCGAUCAACUACCCAUGGAAACUGAACUGGAGGAAAUCCAUUCACAGGCCCAGCAAUGUGCAGUGAAGACAUAUGAAAAAUACACCAACUUUUUCAUUGACAUGCAGAAAACUCUGGAUAAGAAAUCUGAACUUUUGGUACUAAUUGAAAACAAUAGAGAGGUUCUCCUGAAAAUGAAUUGUGAAAAAUCUGAACUGAAGUGCAGGAAAGAGUUUUACAUGCUCAAGAAAAAACACAUUGGACCUCUCACGGACUAUACUGGCAAAGAGGCAUUUGAAAAAAUGAGGAGUCAGGUCAACCAGCUGAUAGAAGAAUAUGAACAGCUUUCAGGUAUGGGACCUGCAAAAGAGAAUACAUUCUCUAAACUCUGUGAGACUGAAUUAGUGGAUUUGUUGACAUUUGCUUUUCAGGCAACAAUUAAUUUCAUUGAACAACAGUAUGCAGAAAGGAAGGCAAGAAUACAAGAUUUUGUCGGAAAUCUUAAGAACAUUGCAGAUAUCAUGGAUAAACUUCAAAUGCACUCCACCAUAGCAAACGUAGCAGGAAGUUCUGCUGCUGUAGUUGGAAGUGUUCUAACCAUUACAGGGCUGGCACUGCUUCCCUUUACGUUUGGAGCCUCUGCUAUACUGACUGGUGUAGGGGUUGGAGUUGGUGUGGCUGGGGGGGUUACCACUGUCACCGCAGACAUAUGCAGGUUUGUUAAAAACAAAAAUUUGAACAGUGAUGUAAAGGAAGCGCAUGAAAAAAGUAUGCAGGACUUAAACUAUAUUGCAGAACUCUUGCAAUAUGUAUGUGACCAACUUUCACAGCAGAAGGAAGCAAGUGAUAGUAACUGGAUGAAUAAUGUAUUCAGGCUCUUUGCCUUAGGUAAUUUUGUAGGAGUGCUUGAUGACGUUUUAGCUGUAGGCGUUAGAAUAGCUGCUAACGUUGCCAGAGUAGCAGGUAUAGUGCUGGCUGCACUUACGAUAGUGCUGGAUGCAUAUGCUAUUAUUAAGAAGUCUAUUGAAAUCCAUAAGGGAUGUAAAACUGAAAGAGCAAAAGAGAUCCGUGAUCUGGCUCAAAGUAUAGAGAAAGAACUAACAAAAGUAGAGGGCUUUAUCGCACAAAUGAAAAAACAAAAAAAAGACAUCAAAUGAAACCUCUCUAGUGAUUCACAGACAGCCCAACUCUCUUUGAACUUCCUGGACUCUCCUUGAUCCGCAUAACACCCUUCCUCCUCCCGAAAAUUAUAAAAACCUCACGGAAAUAUGAGGAUAACUGUACUCUUCCCUAUCUCUUUGACAUGACUGUAUUUACACACACAUUAAACAGGGUGCUUUAUUUCAAUAGCGCAGAGUUAAUGGUUGGUUUCAAUGAGUUUCAUCCAAAUAUCCUUAGUAAUAAAUGUACACAAUAUCAGUGUUUACUUUUGGUUGAUACUUCUGUGGGGUGUUUUUUUUGGGGGGGGGGGCAGAAUCCCUUUAAAAAAAAAAAAAAACACUCUAGGCUGAAAUUGAGAUCUAGAUAAUCAAUUCAGAAAUAACUUAAAAUAAAAAAAGGAAUCAGCAUUAACACAUGUCAAAAGUUUCUUAGAUUCAGUAGCGCCGGGUCCCUGUGAAGAUCUCCCUGAAAUCAAUCAAUGAAAUCAAUCUCGUAAACUUGGGCUGUCUGGAUUCAUUCAGAGUUGAAAUAACACACAAUUAAGAUAUAGGCUUCACCUGCUGAUAUAAUUAAUAGAAUUGUCCCUUGCCCUAUACAUUAGGUCUAUUCAAGAGGCAUUGAGACAGGAUGCUAGAAGAGUAUCCUGUAUGCUUUGUGCAGCAUGAAGAUUACUUUGAAAUGUUUUUCAAUGCAUCAUACAUCUUGAUCAUAUUCAAUCUGCACUGCUUUCCUUUUAGCUUUGCUUGAAUUUAGUGACACAUUUUUAUACAUUUUAUUUACACUUAUUAUUUUAAAUCAUGGAUUGAUUUGCAUAUAUCGAUGUUUUUGUUUAUCUUCUGGGCUAAGUUUCUGUGAACAAUUUCUAAAGGGUAGAGAUAGUGUCGGACGUUUAGGAUUUCAACAGAGACUAGCUGCAUUUUAUUUUUUAUUGUUAUUUCUAUUCCAAUAUAUUUCUUCAUUGUACGAUUAAAGUGUUUCAUGCUGUAUUUUGUUGUCAUUAACAAUUCGUGGUGGUUUUAAUAUAGAUUCUCUAAACACAAAAUCAAGCUUCAAUUGCUUUCUUUUGUAGGCCAAUAUAGAGCUACUAGCAAAUUAGCAUAAAAAUAAAGAAUUGUGUUUAGAUUGAAAUAGAGCAAAUAUGUUACCAAAAAUAUUUUAUUCAGCCCUCUCAGAUGUCUGUAUUGUUUUUGUUAAUCAAUAAUCUACUUUUUUUAAUCUGAUCAAUUUAUUUUAAUAUUUAAAGAGCAUGAUAUGACAUUAUUAUUAUUUUUGCAUAACAUUCAUUGUUUGCUUGCAAUUAUGUUUGAUAUCAAUAAAAUAAUGGUAAGCUUG